CAGGACUGGACCGGCAACAACAGCAAUCGCUCCACGGAACGAUGAUCGAGGUUAUCGAAGGCAAAGGAACAAAUAACAAUAACUUUUGCUGUUGCCCAUUUCAAGUGUUCGGUCCUUUGUGUGUUUGGUGAGCCCUUCCAAUUAUUUGCCGGUGGCUGUCCUAGCUUGUACCGUAGCAGUGGAGUGUGCAGUCGAAUCGAAUCGAACUGGAUCAACAACCAAUAACUCGUCCUUUUUCAAAUUCGUAUUGGUUGCAACCACAAUCCACCACCACAAUGUCUCUGACCAACGUGCUGUUGAUCCACGUGUCGACUCUGUUUCUGCCUCAGACCAAGAAGCAAGAAGAGAAGGAGCAAGAGAAUGAGUACUAUACGUGCCUGGAUCUGCCACGGUAUGCACCCAUUUGCGAUAUUCGGAAAUCGUACCGACGCAUUUCCUUGCGGCUGCAAUGCGAUCGCAUGAUGCUGGAAUGGAACGGCUCUGAAGACAUUGCAAGAGCAGCGGCGGCACUGGACGCCAAAGAAAAAUCCAUCAAGGAUGCCUUUCAAAUUUUGGGAGACAAACACUUAAGACAACAAUAUCAUUUGCUCCAAUGCAGACCGUCGCGUUAUCGUGUGAUUCGUGGACCCCUUUCUUGGAUCCUCAAUUUGACUCAUUCACGACGGUGGUUCCCCUUUCUUGUAUUGCAGUCCGUCAUCUUAGCCGCCAUGGUUGACGCCACACUGAAAGGUCUCGUAACACAAGAUUGGGUCAUGGUUUUGAUUCCAUCAUGGGGAUAUUAUGGAGUUGUCUGUCUCUUUUGGUUGGCCAUGCUAGAACAUCCGUGGCGGAAACAAUGCACGCUCCGCAGUUUUGGGGCCAUGUUCUCCGCCUUUGGACAGCACGCUGCGCUCUGGCUGGGCUGCUUUUGGAUGGCGCGAUAUUGGGAUAGAGAUGUACCGGAAUCCAUCAAUUGGUACAUACUAUCCACGCCGUUCUAUGCGGCCAUUUUCUUUCGAUGUCACUGCACAACCGCCGCAAUUGCCUGUCUGCGAGACUUGCAAUCCAAAAUGGUGUCUCGAGAACUCAUGGAGUCUGUGACUACCGCAAAUACUAUUGACACUGCGAGUCAUGCCGACGACGACAACAACGAUGAUGAUGAUCAUGCCGAGAAUAACGACAACCACAAUCAGCAAACGCAACAACAACAACAACAACAACUCCCCGAGGGAUACAUUGUCAUUACUGGGGAUGCCAACAAGGUGGCGGCGCACUUGAUUGCUCUUCCGGAUGAGGAAAUGCAAGCCCACUCGUCGGAUCCAAACAAAAUGGAACAAAUUCGGGUCGAAUCCUCACCCGAGUACGUCCAGGUCGAUCGGGCUGCUGUCAGUCUAUACCGGUCCAUGGUCAAAUUGGCUGUCUAUGGAACCAUAUUUGUCACACUCAUGGCAUUGAAACUGGAACGACAUUUCAACGUUAGUUUUUGGAUCGUUUUUUCACCCAUUUGGAUUCAUUUGGGCAUUCGACUCUACACUUCUUCCCGAGCUGUACGCAGAGCUACAGCCACUGCUUUUACUUCCACAACAACAACAAAUAAUUCAACAACAACAAAUACUCCCGCAACACCAGCAACCGGAAAUUCUUUGAAUGGUGCUUCGAACAACAACAGUGUCCCAAUCAACGUCAACGAUAACACCAACAUGAACAAUUCGCAGUCACUUCUGACUAACCAAAGCACGGAAAUGCCAGCCAGCGACAUCAGUAGCAUCCACCCCGACAACGCUGCUGCCGCCAAGGUAGAAACAUAUCCGACUGACAGCACGAAUGACGACGACAACAACAAUAAUAAUGUUGACGAAGGAAGCAGAUCUGUGCCCGCUGCGCCGGAUUCACCAUUCAAAGAACAGGUUGUUGUCGAUAUCGUCAUGCAGGCUGUCACGCAAUCCCUCUCGCAAGACGAAGGGAGUACGACUGGAGUCGAAAUUCCCCGUGUGGAGACCAUUUUUCGUGGAGAUAGCGUCGGGGCUGAUCAAGUCAUUACAGAACCCGCAAUUGCCAACAACAACAACACGGUCGACGAUGGUAAAGCCCAGGACUCGCUUGUUCCAGAUUCCAAUCCGACUCCUGAUCUUCCUGUGGAACCUGAUGCGCCAUCCGAUCACUUUGAUAUGGAGACCGGAUUGGUCGAGCGAGUACCGCUGCAAACGGACGAUCAAGUCGACGCGCUGAAUCCACUGGAUUCAAGCGGAGAACCUCAAGAGCACAAGGUGAACGAGCUGGAUUUGGAUCCGGCGCCGCAGAAUGGUCAAGAAUCGGGUAUUGAACACAUGGAUUUAGAAGCAGGCAUGGUUGUCGAUGGGAUGAUUAGUAUCAAGACAAUCUUCUCCCCCGAAAUUAACACGACACAACCGGAGCUGGUGCAAACAGAAAGUACGGCCAGCAUUCACUUUCUCCCAUCCUUGGCGAGAGGAUCAUUUUCUGCCCCCGGCGAUAAACCUUUGUUGGAUCUAUUAGCUGAUGGGGAUAAUCAGCAGCAAGCGACAACAAACGAAAUUGUUCCAGAGAACCCGACCAUCCCAGAAAACGACAUCAACAAUACAUCCACCACCAACGUAGCUCUCGCCGCAGUCGAUGAAGGCAACACAAUCAUUGUGACAACAAAUGGCGCCAUCUCCACAUUAGAAGCCACGCAGAAUACGCCCAACACCGCCGCGCCACCAGUUCAAGAUUCCAGCCAUGCAUCUCAAGCCGAGGCACCGGCAGUACGCGAGGAGUUUGAAAGAUGGCAAUCAGUGUACGAGAAUCAAGACAUUCGCACUGCGCAGUUCCACUUAGUGCCCUGUGAGGUCUUCUUUCAGCUCUUGGUUUUGUGCUUGAUUGUGGCGAAGCUCGAUUCGGAUUAUGACACUGACGAUCCGAGUGGAUUCAAUGCUUUUCUGGUAAUCCUGAUCCCAUUCUCGAUUGGACUCGUCGUCUGCUGCUGUGCGAUCAUAGCGGGGUGCAUCGAACUUGCCCACCAAGAGCUAAAUCGCGCAGACCCCACUGCAGCGGUCAUCGACCCCGCAGCAAACGACGCUCAGGCUUCUGGCGGAGAAGCAGAGGCUGAUUCGCUGCAGACAGCACCCAUGCAAGCGGGGGAAAACAAGAAUGUUGAGCCAACGUAUGCCACACACCUCGACGUCUACACGCCGCAGCUUACGUUCACACAACGGACUCUGGUUUUGAUCGCAGCCUUACAAAUAUCCAAAAUCGAUGCAGAAACCUGGCUCCUGGAAAAGGACAAUGCUGCCGUACGAAAUACAAGGACGUUGUGGGGCAUGGUAACACAAUGCGCUUCUGAUUUGGGUUGUCAUGAGGUGAACUUGGACGUUGACACCAAUUAUGGCUUUGACGAGUUCAACAUGGUGUGUCUGGCUAUUUUACGAAAGAACCUUGCAGCUCACUUCCAGAAAGCAGAGUUCCAGAGGGUGCUAGAUGCGAUCAAGCCGCUUGACGAACAGGAUGAAGAUGCGGAUCCCCCAUUGCAGCAUAAUGAACCCCCCGCAUUACAUGAAGCACAAGAAGCAGUAGAUGGCAUUGAAAUCCCGCAUCAAUUUUUGCAGGAGGAAAGCUACAUUGAUGGCGGAGAUGUUGACGAAGAGAAAAAGAGCGCGCAGGAACCCUCUGGAGAAAACCCCGAGCAGGCGACUCCAGAAGAGUCGGUUGUUGGUAUGGAGUGCCUGGUUUGCUGCGAGGAGUACAGAAUCACUGACACUGUACAUUGCGAAGGCGAUGAAAUCCACUUCUUUUGCCGUGGAUGCUUUCAUCGCUACGCCACGGAAACGGUCCAAGCGGGUGACAUUGCUGGAAUGCCAUGCGCAAAUGCCAACUGCAGCGCAACCUUUGCCACGCCCACCGUCAGGGCUAAUUUGUCACAAUGGGAUAUCUUGCGGAUGGAAGACCGGGAGAAUGAGCGUAACAAGAGGGUAGCAUUGGCGGCCAAAGCGGUUCUCAGAUGCCCUUGUGGGGGUGUUGGGAUCGUCACGGAAGAGGAUGUGGGCGACGGCUGCAUCACCUGUCCGGGUUCUGAGUGUGGGUUGCAGUACUGCGCGCUUUGUGGCAACCAUUGGCACCCCGAUACGACCUGCCCUCCGACGAAAAAGAUGCUGCAAUGGGUCAUCCAGAACACAAUGCCUUGUCCGAACUGCCAUACUCCAAUAGAAAAGAAUUCUGGCUGCGACCAUAUGCACUGUGCUCCACCGGGGGGAUGUGGUCACCACUUUAGCUAUCGCACAGGGAAGCCAAUGUCGAAGCACGGAAGGAACCUGAGGGGGCUCUAUCACUGAUAUCUACAUCCAACUUCAAGCAAAUCUAAUGUAGAAACCGGUACACCGUCUAGCUAGUAGAACAUUUUGCUACAGUGUUUUCAAUUUGCAGUUUACGGAUA
Messenger RNA from Seminavis robusta, 4405 nucleotides. NCBI's taxonomy places the organism in Eukaryota, Bacillariophyta, Bacillariophyceae, Naviculales, Naviculaceae. The record is from the annotation of a GenBank genome assembly.